Lachancea nothofagi CBS 11611 is the source of this 3060-nucleotide messenger RNA. Lineage: Eukaryota; Fungi; Ascomycota; Saccharomycetes; Saccharomycetales; Saccharomycetaceae. The record is from the annotation of a GenBank genome assembly.
AUGUCACAAAGCUACUCAACGCAAAUGCUUAAUGCAGAUGUUAUAUCUGUGAUUGCAAAUGUGGCAGCAAACGAGUCCAAGGCGAUUGAAGUGGCAUCUCAUAUUGCGUCCAAGAUCAGCGAUGGAGAACUCAAAUUGGUAGAACUAGUGAUCUGUUUACGCGAUUUCAUAAUUUCACCCGAUCACACUGAGAGGAAAAAUGCUUUGUGCUCUUUAUCUGUCAUUUUGGGCCAGCUGCCUAAGCAAAUCUUAUCCAAGAAUGAUGUUUCUGUGAUUUUGGACUUUUACUUGGGGAAGUUCGAUGACACAUCUUGCCUUGAGGAAAUUUUGCAUGGAAUAAGCAGCAUCAUCGAAAUGAAAUGUUUUUACUGCAAUCAAAUUGCAAGCGUACUGAACCCGUUAAAGGACGACUAUCAGCCUACCCAACACCUAGCUGCUACUCGUUAUUAUGCUUUCUUGAUUCUAGAUCACGUCUUGGAAAGGUUCCAAACAGAUAUCCUAAAGAACGUGAAUAUGAAUAAUCUCUUCGUCGAGACUUUUCUUUCUGUUGCUGCGGGCGAAAAGGAUCCUAGAAAUCUUUUGAUUUCGUUCCAACUUAAUUCGAAAAUAAGUGGUACUCUCAAUGAAAUAUCUCAUUUCAAAGAGGAUCUAUUUGACACGUUGUUCUGCUAUUUCCCAAUCACUUUCAAACCUCCCAAAAAUGAUCCUUACAAGAUAAGCAACGAUGAUUUGAAAUUAGCUCUACGAAACGCUAUUUCCUCCAAUGUUUUAUACGAGGAGGACGCCUUUGGAAACUUGGUUGAUAAAAUGACAGCCUCUUCGCCCACUGUUAAAAACGAUACCUUGUUAACUAUGAAGGCCUGUAUUGAAAAAUUUGGUGGAGAGGCCUGCUUCAAAAACUGGAUGCCCAUUUGGAAUGCUUUGAAGUUCGAAAUAAUGCAAGGAUCAGAUGUUGACGGAUCUAAUGCUGGUAGCACAUUAAUCGAAUUCGAUAAUUACGAGGAUUCAUUAAGGGUCCUGACCGCUCUAUCAGCACAAUUGAUAGGGUAUAAAGAGGGCGCUUUCGAUAAAUUCCGCAAUCAUAUCUUUGAUGAGUUAAAGCCUAACUUCAGAUAUGAAAAAGAUCUUAAACAGAGCUGUGCAGUUCUUUCGGCAAUGUCUAAAGUCAAUACCGUUACGUUCGAGAAAAUAUUAUCCGACGUUUUAGUCUUGUUCUUUCAAGAUGUGAAUGACUUAAAUUUGAACAAGCAGAAACUAUUGAUGCUCAACCUUUCAUCUUUCUUUGACGCAUACAUUGAGGUUUUCAGAGAAAAUAAUAAUACUCAAGUCUCUAAAAAAGUCCCAGGUAACAAACUGGCAGAAUAUAAAGACGAAAUACUCAUGUUGUUGAGUAAAGGUUUAAAAGGAAGUUCCGAAAGCGAGGUAACUCUCAAGACCUUAUCAGUGGUUCAAAUGACAAAACUUGUCAAAAUGCCCGGUUAUCUAAUAGAAGAGGAAGUCUCAUUAAUUGUUCAAUAUCUGACGGAAACAAUAUUAACCAACGACAACAAGAACCUCUAUUUCGUUUGUCUCGAAGGUCUUAAAGCUACCAGUGAAACUUGGGAAUCUACUGUUGUUGAAUAUUCCCUAGAUCAGAUGCUGGAUCUUUUAAAAAAUAAGGGUCUGAGUGCAAGCCUUUUGAGCGGCAAAGAGGCAAUCAAUGCGGAAAAGGUCCUAAAGGUCUUAUUAGACUUUACGUCGUCAAGACAUAAACUCGUUGUUGAAAGCAUCAUAGGUGUAACAGAAAGGAUUUUCGAAAAUUCAAAAGAUCGAGGAGAGGCCGAGUCUUGUUUCAUGCUUUUGUCAUGCCUUUAUUCUCUACUAGACAGUAACCAGGAGAUCUUGGUCGAGGAUGUUGCUGCCAAGCUAAAAAGUACAGUUGAAGCAAAAUUAUUAGCGGCUGCAAUGGAGGAAUCAAUCUACAAUGAUGAUCACAACUUGACCCUGAUCUCAUCUGUGUUGUUUUUCAUCAAUGUUCAUACAUCCAGGUCCACACACCAAGCUGAAAUAAACAGGUGUCAACACAUGUUUGUCAAAGACUCUAAAGUGAUGGAAAUCCCUAAGCGAUCUGUUAUGCUCUUCGUUAAGCUGCUAUCCGCAUUCGACAAGACGUGUAAAUUAGAUGUCGAAAACUUAGUAUCCAAGUGUGUCAAUUUACUUGGCACCCAAGGACUUGAAAUUUCUGAAUUUGAAAAGCUGUCUUACUUGGAGUUGCUAGCAGUCUUGACCAACAAGUGGUGCAGCGAUGAGUUUUUAAAGACAGUGUUGGACAUUGAGAAUUGCUCCAUUAAUAAUCUGCAGAUUAUUGCCUGGUGCACUAAGGGGUUGGCAAUGAAAAAUUCCCCUCUAGCUGUCAAGUUCAUCAAAGAGCUCAUCAGACUACUUGCUGACGUCGCUAUAGGAUCCCAGGUUGCCAGUCUGUUUGAGAUUUUCGUAAUGGAUAUACCAACACUGGAUAGAAUCAAGGGAAUACCUUGGGAUAACAACGUCAUGCUGCUCUACAAGCAGAAGCUCUUUGGUGACGUGGCCCCUCAAUUGGUGAUCGCAUAUGGGGAAACGGAUGACAUGCUGGUGAAAGCAAACUACUUAAUGGCACUCUCUUACGUUUUAAAGAAUACUCCGAACAGAAUUACUGUAAAUUACAUUCCGAAACUAUUAGCGCUACUAUUGCAAGCAGUGACACUAGACAACAGUGAGGUCAGAUUUUCUGCUUUAAGCACAAUAAGAGGUACCGUUGAACAGGCUCCUCAGUUCAUAACGGAGCACGUUCACAGUUUAAUUCCCCUACUCAUUGACCUACUACGCCCUACCAAACAUAAUUCAUACAUGGUCAGAUUAACAGCACUUGGAAUUUUACGGGACUUCACGGAACAUGUCCCGCUUAACUAUUUGCUACCGUUCAAAGACGACAUAAUCGCCGGCUUAGGCGUAGCACUUGACGAUAAGAAGAGAAAUGUGCGCAAGUUGUGUACUGAUGCCAGACAGACAUAUUUUGAAUUAGGCCAGGUUCCUUUUGAUUAA